Messenger RNA from Cavia porcellus (domestic guinea pig), 2031 nucleotides. RefSeq names its product apurinic/apyrimidinic endodeoxyribonuclease 2 (gene Apex2). The record is from RefSeq and is a predicted model, not a curated record. Gene Ontology annotation, molecular function: endonuclease activity; zinc ion binding; double-stranded DNA 3'-5' DNA exonuclease activity. Bases 96 to 1640 code for a protein of 514 amino acids. The transcript has 6 exons. Gene Ontology annotation, cellular component: nucleus. Gene Ontology annotation, biological process: base-excision repair. Lineage: Eukaryota; Metazoa; Chordata; Mammalia; Rodentia; Caviidae.
GGGGCACGCAAGACAACGCCUACGCAAACGCGAAAGGGAGGCGGUGUCUGGCCAAUUUUUAGCAAGUAGUGUUUUCCGAGUGAGGUUUCUCCGAGAUGUUGCGCUUGGUGAGCUGGAAUAUCAAUGGAAUCCGGAGUCCCCUGCAAGGGGCAGUGUGCCAGGAAUCCAACAACUUCGCCAACGUGACCAUGAAACGUACUUUGGAGGAACUGGCCGCAGAUAUCGUCUGUCUCCAGGAAACCAAAGUGACCAGGGAUGUGCUGACAGAGCCUCUGGCUGUCGUUGAGGGCUAUAAUUCCUAUUUCAGCUGCAGUCGCAACCGUAGUGGCUAUUCUGGUGUAGCUACCUUCUGUAAGGACAGUGCUACCCCAGUGGCUGCUGAAGAAGGCUUGAGUGGCCUGCUUGCCACCCAGAAUGGGAAUGUGGGUUGCUAUGGAAACAUGGAUGAAUUCACCCAAGAGGAGCUCCGGGCUUUGGAUAGUGAAGGCCGAGCCCUCCUUACACAGCACAAGAUCCGAACCUGGGAAGGGAAGGAGAGGACCUUGACCCUAAUCAAUGUGUACUGUCCCCGUGUGGACCCUGAGAAGCCUGAACGACUGACCUUCAAGAUGCGUUUCUGUCGCUUGCUACAGAACCGAGCAGAAGCCCUUCUGGCAGCUGGCAGCCAUGUGAUCAUUCUGGGUGACCUGAAUACAGCCCACCGCCGAAUUGACCACUGUGAUGCAAUCAACCUGAAAUACUUUGAAGAGGACCCAGCGCGCAAGUGGAUGGAUGGCUUACUUAAUAACAUAGGUUGCCAAUCUAGGUCCCCUGUUGGGACUUUCAUUGAUACCUACCGCUAUUUUCAACCACAGCAAGAAGGUGCCUUCACCUGCUGGUCGGUGGUCAGUGGUGCCCGCCAUCACAACUAUGGCUCCCGGCUUGACUAUGUGCUAGGGGACAGAACCCUGGUCAGGGACACCUUGCAGUCCUCUUUUCUGCUUCCUGAGGUUAUGGGCUCUGACCACUGUCCUGUGGGUGCUGUUUUGAAUGUGUCCUCUGUGCCUGCGAAACACCCCCCACCCCUGUGUACACGCUUCUUUCCUGAGUUUGCAGGCACUCAGCUCAAGAUUGUUCAUUUCCUAGUUCCCCUUGAACACAAAUCUGUAUUGGAGAAAUCAGCUUUGCAACUCAGCCAUCAAACUCAGGUACAGAAACGGCAAAACAGAUUCUGUAUUCGGUUAACCAGGUCUCAGCCAAGUCAAGCUAGCUCCAGAAAAGGCCAGAGAAACAUGACAAGCUACCUCCAGUCCUCUUCCAGCCAUCACCAAACUUCUUCUGACUUGAAGUUGCCUCUGAUGGGAACCCUCAUGACCUCAAAGACUCUAGAAGAGGAAGCAAUAGCCAAAGUGGUGGAAGAUGAGAUCAAGGAUUCAGAGGCCAAAGAGAAAGAGGCACUGACCUCAUUCUGGAAGUCUGUGUUGCGAGGGCCUUUUCCUAUGCCCCUCUGUAGGGGCCAUAGGGAGCCAUGUAUCAUGCGUACUGUGAAGAAGCCAGGACCUAACCUGGGACGCCGCUUCUACAUGUGUGCCAGGCCUCAGGGUCCACCCAGUGACCCCUCCUCCCGCUGCAACUUCUUCCAAUGGAGUAGGCCCAGCUAAAUCAAGUGAGCCUAAGGAUGUCUGGCAUGGUAACCCUGCACAGGAUCUGAUGCUGUCUCCCUUCUAAGUUGCUAAUGCUGCCUUCUCUUCCAAAGCUUCUUUUUCUCCUUUCUUAAUCCUUCUUUCUCUUGCUUUUCUUCCUCUCAAAAGGCUUCCAUCUUUCCUAGUAUAACUUCUGUCCUCUGAAGCCCAUCUUCCUCUUUCUUUUUCCCGAACUUUUCCUUUUGGUGAGCUUCUCAUGCCUUAAUACUGUGACCCAGCUCUGCACCCCACUUUUUUGCCUUCCUAUCAGAAGUACAUGGGAAACAAGUGUUUCAAGUAAUUGCCAUUUUAAACACCAUCUGUCUUUAUUGGAAAAUAUUCAUAAAUAAAGUGUCUUUGUUACAUAGUA